Mytilus californianus (California mussel) is the source of this 9560-nucleotide messenger RNA. RefSeq names its product helicase with zinc finger domain 2-like. NCBI's taxonomy places the organism in Eukaryota, Metazoa, Mollusca, Bivalvia, Mytilida, Mytilidae. The coding region runs from base 306 to 6689 and encodes 2127 amino acids. Gene Ontology annotation, molecular function: 5'-3' DNA helicase activity; RNA binding; RNA nuclease activity. The transcript is spliced from 17 exons. The record is from RefSeq and is a predicted model, not a curated record.
UUUGAUGUUUUAAAUCUGUUAUUGCAUUAUCUGUCCAUGGUUUAGCAAAAAUAAAUUAGAUCAUUCAUUUUAGCCAACACAUGUCUCCUUUUAUUCAUAUAACUGCAUGUAUAUAUUCUUUAACACCUGACGAAAAUUUGAACAGUUCAAGCUAGAGGGAACAGUAGUUUGUCGAUGUUCAAAUCUCAUAAAACCAUUGAAAAGAUACAAAUAAAAAAAAAGAAGAAAAAAAUGAGUGAAAAGAAAAAUAAUCGGCGUACUAUUUUUUUUAAGAUUACAGUUGAGCCUUUAGUUACCGGUUCAACAUGGAGAAUAUCGAUGACGACUUUCCCCUACCUGGGAUUGAAAACCACCCUGUUAAUCAAGUAAAUGAAGUUAAAGAGCACGAUUCAUUUUCGGACAUCGAUCCUUAUUACAGUGAUGAUUCAGUCACAACUGAUGAAAAGAGUAAUACAUCUAUACCAGAUAAAACAACAGAAUUAUACGACUCCAUGCAAACAGAGCAAAUGGAAGAAUCUGAACACCUGAAAGAAGAAUCUGAUAUCACACUUAUUGAGGUUUAUCCUGACAGAAGUAUGGUCAAUCUGAAUUCAAACGGUUUAAAACAAUGCGGAAAUAAAGCGUUGGCAUUGGAGCGUUAUUACAAAGAGUAUUUGCGGAGGGAGACGAUAGAACCAUACCCUUUACACCAUUUAGAGGUCAGCGUACUUUGGAUUCCUGUCAUUGAAGAAAUGUCGGCUACUGGUGACUAUAGACGGCUUAUACAAUUAAUAAGAAGUAUAAAAGAUUCAGCUGAUGAAUUAUUGGAAGCAGAUCCUAUAGUUUACUGUACAAAGGCUUUCCAUGUGUAUAUUGACUUAAACAUUUCCUUGAUCAAGAUGAAGGAGUGUCUGAGUGAUCCAGGCUGUAUCUUUGAAGAUUCAAGAAACAUCUCUAUGCAGAUAUCAAGAUGUUUUCUUUUCAUGGGACAAUAUCGGGACGUGUGCCAUAUUUGCAAAAAAAUUGAUGCACACUCUCCUAUAAAACCAGGAAAUUCAGCGUUCAAAGAAUUCUUUCUUGUAUGGAUUGAAGCCCUCAUCAAGCUGAAAAAUACAGAUAUUGCGAAAAAAAAAAUUGAACAUUACCUCGAAUUGACAACAACUAAGGAAGACCAGGUAGCUGUUACUCCAAUGUUCGAUCAGAUAUACAAAUUAGAAGAAGAAAGAAGGAAGAUAAAGGACGAAGUUGUGGAUAGCGACAAUGAAUAUGUUAAGGAUUCUAAUUAUACUGGUAUAAAACAGCAAAAAAUGAAAGUGGAAGAAAUAAAGGAAAAACAUCAGAAAAAGAAACGGUAUCGUCCAAAAAGAGAACACGAACCGUUGGAAUUUUUUACGAUGCCAACUUCAUGGAACGGUUUCCAAGGUAAAUGGCCUAAGAUUUUAAAAGAACUCCCACGUUCUAAUGAAUGUAUCAGCUCACCGAAGGAAGACGAAACAUUACACAUUCCAAAAGGUCACGAAAUUUCUGAUGUCGAAAGCGACGAUGAAUUUGACAAAAUGGCUAGAGACAACUGGAUUGGUUCUGAUUAUACAACCAGUGAUGACGAAGCAGACGGUGACAAUGAACCUAUUGAUUACUACGAACAGAGUGUUAAGAUGUACGAAAACAAUCACGACAACGAGUUAAAUGAACAUGAUGUCUUAACAAAUGGUAUUAUAUUAUCUGAGAAAUUUUUAGACCAACAUUCAAGGUCAAAACAUAAGAAACACUACUUUCAAUACGAAGAAUUCUACGAGAAAGAAAAAAUGAAAGAACUUUGUAAAAGAUAUCCAAACAAAUUUAAGAUAUGCACAGUUAAACUUGAGGCUGCUCAUAGAGCAAUAUGCAAAAACACAGACCAUUCUGGCAAAAUAUCCGAAAUUGAAAUAUCUGGAAGGUCGAAAAUAGGAAAGGUUUUUAACGACGAUGAAGUUUGUGUUGAAAUACUAAAGGAUGAGAUAGAUGAAUACAAAAGAUACAAUCAUAUUGGUCCCAGACUUAACGUUACUGUAGAUACAUCCACACUUAAUUUGAAAGUUUAUGGUCAGAUAAGAGGAAUUAUGAAAAGAAAUCAUCAUGCACAUGUUAAACAUCCGGUAUUUGUUAGUAUGUUGGAUGAAGCAGAAUAUCAUUUAAUGAGACCAGUAUCAAAAGCAAUACCAAAACUUCAUAUAAUGAAUAGAAAUUGUACAAACGAUUAUCAAAUUGAUGUAUACAAUUAUGAUAAAGAGAAGGGAGAACUUGAACACAAAGAACUAUUCAAUAUCAAGCCAGGAGAAGUAGGGAACUACAUAUUUUUGGUAGCUUUGAUCUGUUGGCAUGAAAUAUACCCACGCGGUGCAGUUAUAAAAGUAUUGAAUGCAAAGAGUGGUAUGAAUACAGGAAUGGAAAUAUUGAAACUACAACACCAGGUGCCUACUACGUACAAAAAGGAGACCAUAGAAAAUCUGAAUUGGUUGCUAGAAUUAGAUGAACCUCUUGUAUGUAAAAAAGAUAGAGUUGACUUAACAGGUAUGGAAGUUGUAACGAUUGAUCCAUCAAAUGCUAGAGACUUGGAUGAUGCUUUAAGCAUCGAAGAGCUAAAUGACAUAUAUAGAGUUGGUGUGCACAUUGCAGAUGUCACUUCAUACAUUGAAAAGGGUAGCCACAUUGACGUUGAAGCUUAUCAGCGUGCCACAACGUUUUAUCCCGGCCAAGGUAUCAAUCCAUACCACAUGUUGCCUAAACCAUUGAGUACGAAAUUAUGCAGCUUAAUUCCUGGAGAAACGAGACCUACAAUAUCCAUAUUUUUUACCUUUGACAAAAAGGAAGGUCUCCAAAAGCAUUUAACUGAAAUUAAAAGAAGUCAAAUAAAAUCAAUUAAACAGCUGUCAUAUAAAGAAGCUCAAGACAUUAUUCUUAAGGUUGAUACAACGAUUUCAGAUUCAUUAUGUAAGCAAGUUAAUUGCUUGUUUAAACUUGCUAAAAACCAAAGGAUUACCAGAUUGGGCAGUGGAAUGUUUUACUUUCCGAUGGCAGUAGACGGUGAGGAUGACGAUUUCACGGAUACACUGGAGGCUCAUUAUUUGGUAGAAGAAUUUAUGAUACUUGCAAAUCACACAAUAGGGAAAUUUCUCAUAGAGAAAUUUAAAGACUGCAUUCCACUCAGAGUACAGCAGCCACCGAACCCGGAACAAGUAAGAACAUGGCUGGAAUCCCAUGAAUUUUAUGCUGAUUUGAUAGUGAAGUUACAGGAAAUUCGGCCGUCUCCAACAUUAUGGCAUGAUCGAAAGCUAACAAUUGAUAAUACUCCGACAGCAAGAUAUACUAAGCUUCUUAUGUAUCAACAUUGGGUUUGGAAAAAACUACUGUUAACAAUCGAAAGAAAGGAUUACACAGCCGCUAGUCAACUCAUAGGUUGUGAUGACUUACAUCCAUUCUCAUGUUUGGCACUUGACGAGUGGUAUGAAUACCAAGAAAGAGCUGAAUACAAAUGUUCAGGUGAAGUACGUACAAGACAAGAUGGUUCUCAUUUUACCCUAGGAAUGUUCCCAUAUACUCAGUUUACAUCACCAAUUCGACGUUAUUUAGAUAUCAUUGUUCAUCGGUUAUUGCAUUGUGCUUUAGAUAAGAAGGGUCCUUGCUACACAAAACAUGAGGUUUCCGAACUGUGUUGUUACUUAAAUGAAGUGACAAGGCGAGCAAAGAAUUACCAAAAACAAUGCAGGGCGUUGACAUGGGGAUACAAAUUGAUGAAAGAACCUCAAAUUUUACAUGGAUUUCUUAAAACUGUUUCAGAUAAAGAGGUAUCAGUGGUUUUCCCAGGUCAUAGAUAUCUACCAAAAAGUUCGAAAACUCUUCAACUAAAUUAUCUAAAUGCUGCAAAGAAACCAGAAUUUAAGACAGAUAGGUUAAAUGGUCGAAAAAUUUUAGAACUGACUUGGAAAAAGAGAUUAUACUCCUUCAACGGGUAUACGCCUAUCAAGAAGAAGGAAAUAAAGGAGGAUGGUUACAGAUUAAAUCCUCAUAACAGGGGAUUUUUCCAGCAACAAAGGAAAUGGAAACAAAUACUGGAGAGAUUUACAGCAGCAAAAAGUCCAAAGGAUAAAAUGAAAAAGUUACUAGAAACCAUCAACGAUGAUGGAUUAGGAGAUUCGAAGGAAAACGUAGACAAACUUGUCGAAAACGUACCAUCAUGUUUUAAGACAGUAAAAGAUGUUAGUUCUGAGGUACGAGAAGGAUCAAUCACAUUACAAAGUUGUCAGUUUACAAUGACCUUUAAUCACCAACAAAUAAUUCCUCUUCAGCUGUCUGCCGAAUCUGUAAAAGGUGUACUCAUUCCACAAAUCGAGAUCUUCGAUAUGACAAAAAAUGUCAAACAUUGUUUCCUACAUGUCAAAGACCCUAUAAAAUAUCUAGAACAAUACGCAACUUCUCCAUCCAAAGAGCGGUACUUUAGUGCAGUCGAUUAUCUUAGAACAUGGAAACCACUAGUAGAAAUGGAAUCAGCUUCAAACUCAGUCAAAAGUAGCACUGCGACAAUAAAUGAUGUUCCUGUCAAAUUUCUCUCACAGUAUGAAGGUAAAUUUUCAUUAAGCAAAGGAUUUUGUGACCAAAGAAAUAUUGAGAUAAACAAGACACCUUUGAGUGUGUUUCUUACUGAUAAUGAAGAAGCCAUAGAUGAAGAAAAUGAGGAAGGGAUAAAGGAAAUUGCUAGCCCAGAUUAUAUAUGUAUUAAGUGUCCGAUUUUUAAAUCGCAAAUAGACAAAUGGGAUCUGAUCAAAGGAAAUAUUGCACCCAGUGAUUAUAUCAUUUGGAUAGCACAUGCAAAAAUAGAUAGAGCCCAGGUUCGAAAAGGAAAAACAGAUUUUAUAUUCCGACUUCACAGAAAUAGCAAACCGGUUCCUCUUGAACUAAUGAAGGAAGAUAACAGACAUAGGCACAGCAUCGAAAUCAUUUUCAAAUCCAGUGCAGAUCAGAGAAUAGAUGCGGUUCUACAAUGCCUCAACAAGGCUACCGCUUUAGCUAAAGCUAUAGCCUUGGGAACUUCUAUGCCAAAACUUGAUAAAGGCCAUCUUAAACUAGGCAGGGACACCGAACCAGAUGUUAUGAAUAUAGGAUUGGUUGGCAAUAACAAACAACAGUAUAAUGCUAUACAGAGAGCGUUGACAACUUCAUUCAGUUUAAUACAGGGUCCACCAGGUACUGGAAAGACCUAUACAGGUAUCAAGCUGGUUUACCUGUUUGAUCAAAUUAACAUGAAAUGGAAGGAGAUGGGCAAUGAGAAGAAACAGAUUAUUUUCUGUGGUCCAUCAAACAAAUCUGUAGAUCUAGUGGCAAGUUGGAUGAAGAGAAGAUUAGGCGAUAACUGUCCACAAAUGGUUCGAUGGUAUGGGAGUUCUAUUGAGGAUCAGGAAUAUCCUAUUCCUGGAAAAACGCCUCCAAAUACACGUGGAGAAAGAGCAAAGGCUGACGAAAACUUGCGUAAAGUAUCCAUGCAUAUAUUAAUAAGGCAGGUGGGAAAGCCUUACCAGGAAGACAUUUCAGCUUAUGACAGGCAGUUUAAACAACAUCCUGAUGGAGUUGAUUAUAAAGUUGUAACAAAGUACAGAAGCAUAAUCUCUAAAGCUGUCAUUGAAGAGGUCAAGCUAUAUGACGUUAUUUUUUGUACCACAGCUAUGGCGACGAAUCCUAAACUACUGAAAGGAACAAGGGGUCGGAUUUUCCAAAUUAUCAUUGACGAAUGUGGCAUGUGUACCGAACCCGAAAGUAUAACCGCCAUUAUAGCAACAAGAGCUGAACAAGUAGUACUUAUUGGUGAUCACAGACAACUACGACCAAUUGUUAAGUCUACCUACGCCGCCAAACUAGGACUAGAGAAGUCUUUGUUUGAAAGAUAUGCCAAUAAAGCAACUCUUUUGACUUCACAGUACAGAAUGAAUCCUCAAAUAUGUGCAUUUGCUUCGCAGCAGUUUUAUAACAAUAAAUUGAAAACAAAGCCUUCAUAUAUGUGGAUGACCGAUAUUCCAUUGAGAUCUUGGAUAAAUAAAGAUAUUCCCGUAAUAUUCUGCAAUGUUGCGGGCAAGGAGGAUUAUCUUCCUUUUGACACAGAUGAAGGAAAUGAACAGUCCUGUUCUAACCAAGAAGAAGUGGAACAUGUGGUAAAGAUCUUUAAACAUCUGGUUGAUGAAGAAUUGAUAGAUCCAGAAUACAACAUCAAUAUCAUGAGCCAGUAUAAUGCCCAGUGUACAGCAAUCAGGAAAGCACUGAAAGCAGCAAACUUUAUAAAGUUUAACGUGAAUACAGUUGUAGCCAGUCAAGGUGGUGAAUGGGACUAUGUUAUCAUGAGCCUGGUAAGAUCUUUACCACAUUACAGAAUAGAACCAAACCCUACGUUGGGCUGGUGUAAACAAAACCUAGGUUUUAUCACUGACGAACACCAAACAAAUGUGGCCUUGACAAGAGCUCGUAAAGGACUUAUAGUUGUAGGACAUAAGGAGUUGUUAACGUGUAAUGAAGUAUGGGGAAGUUUUAUUAACCAUUAUGGCAGACGGGGUUGUGUGGUUGAUAGAGAAGAAUUUCCACCAAAACCAGUUCCAAAAAGAAUCAAGAAAAAGUCAAAGAAUAAAGGAAAGCAAACGUUUGAAGAGCAAACCGAGAAUCUUCAGCAGGUCAAUAAUGGCCACGCAUAGUCCUGAAUGAUUUGUAAGAAGCCCCUACAUACGCUUUCAAUUCAAAUGAGUACAUAUUCUUUAAACCUCGUACCUUCUUUAUCUACCAUAAAUACAAUUGUGAAGUAAGUUUUUUUUAAAUACAAAAAUGCAGAGAUGUGAAAUGGUUGUCACUGAGACAGCUAUCCAUCAAAGAUCAUAGACAAGGAUGAAAACAACUACUACUCACCGUAUAACCUUCAACAUGAUCACAAUUAAUACCAUAUAGUAAAUAUAAAAAUAAAAAGAUGUGGUAUGAUUGCCAAUGUAACAACUCUCCAUCAAAUACCAAAUGACGUAGAAGCUUUCAAAUAUAAAAAGAAGAUGUGGUAUGAUUGCCAAUGACACGACUAUCCACAAUAGACCAAAUGACACAGAAAUUAACAACUAUAGGUCACCGAAUGGCCUUCGACAAUGAGCAAAGCCCAUACCGCAUAGUCAGCUAUAAAAGGCCCCGAAAUGACAAAUGUAAAACAAUUCAAACGAGAAAACUAACGGCCUAAUUUAUGUACAAAAUAAUGAACGAAAAACAAAUAUGAAACACAGAAAGACUGCAAGAUAUAAAAAUGUGAAAUCAUUAAAAACAGAAUCCUAUGGUCUGAAAUUAAACUAUAACAAAUUUUGGUAGACAGAAACCAACGACAACCACUGGAAUUCACGCUAUCAUAGUUGGGGUUAUUAACGUGUUGAAUGUGACAGUUUUAACAUGUUUGUGAGCGCUCAACAAUGUCCCUAAACUGGCACAUUUAUGAAACAGUUGGAACAAGCAUAAAAAUGAGAAAGUCUUGAGUCACCAGAUCGGUAUUAAGCACAAACAUGUCAAUUAUCUAGCCUGAAAAAAAGUCUUUUUGGUCUUUGUAAAGAUAAAAUUUACUUUCGAGGGAUCUUUUCGGUUUCUGAAAUUGAAACAUCCAUUGAUAGUUUCACACGUAUAUUAAACAAAAUCACCUUUAUCUUAGGUGCAAAAUAUACUCAUAUUACUUCAUAAGUUAUCAGGAUAAAAGCGAUUGAUAUAACGGAAGUAUUUAUCCAAUAGCAAAUUAGAACAAUUGAUAUGUUUUUGUAGAUACAAGUUCUGUUUCGUCGUCUGAUAGUACAUUCUAUUACUGUUUUGUGUGUUUCUGGAGACGAUUUAUAUCUUACAAGUAAAUUGAAACGCUUAACAGUUAUUUUAUUGUGAAAACCAUAUGUGAUUAUCACAAUUUGCUUUCUUAUUUGCAGUUUUUAUGUACAUGUAUGUAUGAUGUAAGAAAAACAUAUCUUUCGAUGCAGUUUAAAUCCUUUCGAACAAAGCUUAUCUUACACAAUCUUAUAGUGUUUUAAUAAAAUAAUACUAUAUGAAAGUUUUUUUUUCCACUAGUAAUUUUUAUAGUUCUUUUGACGAAUAUGUAUAUAGUAACCAAAUUCUUGAAAUCAUAUGUAAAACAACAUUUAUUUGACCUUAAAGCGAGGAGAAGUGGGACGUAGUCAAAAGGAAAAUUAAAGGUUAUUUUGAAUGCAUCUUUGUAAGAUGACCAGUAAUACAACUUGAGAAAUUAUUUUUGUUGAAUAUUCCAUUUGAUUUUUAUACGUAAAUAUCAUCCGACAUCCAUCUUCAGAACAUACUUUAUAAUUACAUGAUGAUCCAGAAUAAUUUUUAUAUGGCUACUUUAGUGCUAUAUACUGAAUUGUAUUUUGUAAUAAGAAAAUACAUUUUAAUGUAUUCUUCACGCAAAAGCAUCCCAAUAAAGCAUGGAAGUAAAUGAUAAAUAAAAUAUUGAAAUUCAUUGCAGCAAUAAUAUUUGUGGUGUAUUAUGAUAAUCUGAUCAUUAUUUAUGUUUCUAUUAUAUUACCAACUAUGAUAUGAACAUUGACUGCGAAAAACAAUUAUUAUUUCUUUUUUUGUAAAUGUUUUAUUUAUUUUAAAUUAUUUGAUUAUGUUUGUUCUUCAGCAAUGCUUUAUUCUUUAUAUUCUACUUGGAAAUUGCAAAAUAUGAAUUUCAUUGAUGAUUUUUUUUCUUCAUGAAAGUAUCUUUUUUUUCUUUGUUUCUGUAAGAAAUAUUGACAAUCCAAAAUAAAGCUGUAAAAUCACCUAAAAGAAUUCAAUACAAAUCUGAUUUAAGUUCAUCAGAUUCUGUCCUAGCAAAUCUUAAUUCGUAAUUUAAGAGAUGUAAAUAUAAGCGCCCUAAACAAAACCACAAAACUAUUGACAAAUGAUGACGAUGAGCCUAAGGUUUGAAUAUAAAGUCCUUUGUUACGAUUUUGCUAAUAAGAAUAAAUCAAUCAAAUCUCGUCGUAUACUUCAACACUAGCUAAUUUGUUGAUGAUACUACUGGGCUACGGUCCUGGCAUUUGAAUAGCCAGGUAUUGACCAAUAUAUAACUUUAGAUCUUCACACUUAUUUUACUCUAAUAUAUAAUCAAUGUCGAAACGAUAAAAAAGUCUACAAUGGUUUGUCUGUCCACUAAUUAUUGAAUAUAGUUAAUCAUUUAAGAAUAAUGCAUAAAAAGGGAUAACAACACAGUAUAAUGGUCGCACCAAACAUCAUGAAGAAUUGACAAAUAUAUAUUAUUUUCCUUAUAUGAAGGUCUGGAGAGGUGUCCAGAUUCCUGUUUCCUUUAUUUCUAAAUAUUAAGAUCUCUUUUUUAUUUUCUUUAUUUGGUUAUAUUAUUUUGCUAAUUAUUCUCUUUUCCGGAAACCCAUUGAGAUCCACGUAUUAUGGCCGUUUAUUUUUUUUUUUAUUUUUUGAAGUCUUUGCUACCAAUGUUGAAUUUUCUUCUUCAUAUGCAUAUCAAUUAUUUAAUACGUUAGGUCUUUCAUUAUUCUUAAGUUUGAAAAAAAAUGAAAUAAAUUGAGUUUUGCAAUUUGUGUUAA